Molecule: messenger RNA, 3669 nt
Organism: Penicillium subrubescens
Lineage: Eukaryota; Fungi; Ascomycota; Eurotiomycetes; Eurotiales; Aspergillaceae
Gene: pmr1
Product: Ca(2+)/Mn(2+)-transporting P-type ATPase PMR1
Exons: 3
Coding region: 323-3493 (1056 amino acids)
Biological process (GO): manganese ion transport; calcium ion transmembrane transport; intracellular calcium ion homeostasis
Cellular component (GO): endoplasmic reticulum; plasma membrane; Golgi membrane
Molecular function (GO): ATP hydrolysis activity; ATP binding; P-type calcium transporter activity
Source: RefSeq, a predicted model, not a curated record
GAUUCUUUGGCGAGGCUCAACAUUGCAACGACUUCUCCUACUAUCCUCUUUCAAUUCUUCUCUAUACUUUAUCGUUGCUAUUUCGCCUUUAGCCUCGUUGAUCAUCCGACUUGAAGCAACCACUUGUCGCCAGUCGGUUUCCUUCUAGCCAGUCUAGCCCCCCGUCUCAAAGCUACUGCCAGAUCGCAUCUCAAGAACGUUGACCCGCAACUCCCAAUUUCGAUCCAGACGGGAUGCAAAGUGCCCUACGAUAGAUUCGGCGCGUCGCUUAUCUUCAUCCGUUCCCCCUUUCCCUUUCUUUCUUUCGGUCAAAGCAUGAGAGAUGUCAAGGUCCGCGACACCUGCGUUGCCUCUGCAUAAUGCACCAAACUCCGACUCUCCGCGUCCCUCCUCCACCACCCCAUUAGGGAUCCGGCCAGAUGCGCCUUCAUCGGCCUCAACCUCCACAUACUCGUGGCUUGAACCCCAUGAAACCGCCGAGAGACUACAUACAUCCCUAUUACAUGGCCUGACCCCGGCCGAGGCAGAGGUGCGCCUCGCACGCGAUGGCCCCAAUGAACUCCCCCAUGAAGAGCCAGAGCCCCUAUGGCUGCGGUUCCUCAAGCAGUUCAAGGAAACUCUCAUCCUUCUCCUCCUCUCCUCGGCCGGUAUAUCGUUUGUGAUGGGCAAUUACGAUGAUGCUUUGAGCAUCACUCUCGCAGUCACCAUUGUGGUCUCGGUCGGCUUUGUCCAGGAGUACCGAUCAGAGAAGUCCCUGGAGGCGUUGAAUCGUCUUGUCCCGCAUUUUGCCCACCUCAUCCGUGAUCUUCCUUCCACGGCCACUGCAACUGCGGAGCCAUCCGUUGCUGGAGUAGAACUGGAGGAAUUGAAGAUCAAGAGCCCCGGCGCAGCAUCUGCUGCCAUCAAGGCAUCCACCACCGUUCCCGCGGCUGAUUUGGUACCUGGGGAUCUGGUACUUUUCUCCACGGGUGAUCGCAUCCCCGCCGAUAUACGAAUCACUGCCGCAACUGAUCUCACGAUUGACGAAUCGAAUUUGACUGGUGAAAACGAACCUGUCGUCAAGUUCUCUGCUGCACUCCACCAUCAUCACAAGAACCUCCACGUUCCCAAGGCCAUUAGUCCUCCUCGCUCGCCAUUUUACGAUGCCCCCGCCUCCGGUGCUGUCGGUGCCGAUGUUCGCCUUAAUGAACAACACAAUAUUGCAUUCAUGGGAACACUCGUCCGCUCUGGGUAUGGCCAGGGUAUUGUUAUAUCUACAGGUGCGAAGACGGAAUUCGGAAGCAUCUCGGCUUCUUUGCAGGAAAUCGAGAGCCCUCGAACUCCUUUGCAGCUUUCCAUGGACCGUCUUGGUCAAGAACUGAGCUAUAUCUCGUUCGGUGUCAUCGGCUUGAUCAUGGUUAUUGGCCUCUUGCAGGGGCGUAAGCUCCUCGAAAUGUUUACUAUCGGUGUCUCUCUCGCUGUUGCGGCUAUUCCCGAAGGUCUGCCCAUCAUCGUGACUGUCACUCUUGCUCUUGGUGUUCUGCGGAUGGCCAAGAGGGGGGCGAUCAUGCGCCGACUGCCUAGUGUUGAAACUCUUGGCUCGGUCAACGUUGUCUGCAGUGACAAGACCGGUACUCUGACCAUGAACCAUAUGACUGUUACCAAGAUGUGGCAUUUUGAUAGCGAUGAGCCCUUUGAGGUUCAGCGUGACACGACUUCUGUUUUGGCGCCAGGCCCUGCGGCGCGUACUAUUCUUCGUGUUGGAAACAUUGCCAACAAUGCUCGCCUCUCUCGAACCCACGCCAAUUCCCCGGCCAGUGCAUCCUCCGCAGCUGUGCUUUCAUCUACUCUAGACAGAAACUCGACCGCUGUGAAGAGUCGUUGGGUCGGCCAGCCUACGGAUGUCGCUAUCUUGGAUCUAUUGGAUGUGCUGGGAGAGGACGAUGUCCGCGAACGAAUUAGUGCUCGUGUGUCUGAGACGCCAUUCAGUUCCGAACGAAAGUGGAUGGGUGUUAUCAUUGGCACCCACCACCCUGGUGAUUCCGAUGUUGCCUAUAUCAAGGGUGCCAUGGAACAGGUCUUGGCUCGUUCAGACACUUAUUUGACCAAGGAUGGCCGCGAAGUCAUUCUUGACGAGCCCCGCCGUAAGGUCAUUCGCGAAGCCGCAGAGCGGAUGGCCAGCGAGGGUCUCCGAGUGCUUGCUUUUGCCAGCGGAGCUGUCCGAAACCCCUCUCGAGGUAUGAGAGGUUUUGGCAGCCGAUCUGGUACCCCCACCUCCAAAUGCAGCAGCCCGGCUGAUGAUGAUGAUCGCUACAAUGGAUUAACCUUUGCUGGCCUUGUCGGUAUGAACGACCCGCCUCGCAAGGAUGUGCACAAGUCUAUCCGUCGUCUUAUGGCGGGCGGUGUCAGAGUCAUCAUGAUCACCGGUGACGCUGAAACCACAGCCGUUGCCAUUGCCAAGAAGCUUGGGAUGCCAGUCAGCGAGUCCGCAAACGCGCGCUCGGUCAUUCGUGGUGAUGAGAUUGAUCAUAUGAGUACUGGCGAGCUUGCCCAGGCCAUUGCAACCACCUCGAUCUUUGCCCGUACGAGCCCGGACCACAAGAUGAAGAUUGUGCGUGCGCUCCAGUCUCGUGGAGACGUCGUUGCCAUGACUGGUGACGGUGUCAACGACGCACCCGCUCUGAAGAAGGCUGAUAUUGGUAUUUCAAUGGGCAAACUCGGCACCGAUGUUGCGAAGGAGGCUGCCGACAUGAUCUUGACCGAUGACGAUUUCUCGACUAUUCUCCGGGCUAUCGAACAGGGCAAGGGCAUUUUCUAUAACAUUCAAAACUUCAUCACCUUCCAGCUCAGUACCAGUGUGGCUGCUCUCAGUCUUGUAUUGUUGAGUACUACGCUCGGGUUCAAAAAUCCUCUCAAUGCCAUGCAGAUCUUGUGGAUUAACAUUCUCAUGGACGGCCCACCAGCACAGUCUCUUGGCGUUGAGCCCGUUGACCCCUCGAUCAUGAACCGUCCCCCUCGUCCCAAGCACGCCCGUGUUCUUACCCGACCUCUCAUCCAGAGAGUUCUCACCUCCGCCUUGGUCAUCAUGCUUGGCACUCUCGCCAUCUACAUUCACGAGAUGGGCGACGCCACCGACGGUCAACCCCUUGGCAAGCGCUCCAGGGUUGUCACCGCCCACGACACUACCAUGACCUUCACCUGCUUCGUCCUCUUCGACAUGUUCAACGCACUCACCUGCCGCAGCGAAGGCAAGUCCGUCCUGCGCGGCGAGCUUCCCCUCUUCGGCAACAAAAUGUUCAACUAUGCCGUACUGGGUUCGCUAGCCGGUCAGGCCUGCGUCAUCUACCUGCCCUUCCUGCAGCGCGUUUUCCAGACCGAGGCGCUUGGCUUCGGAUCGCUGUUCAAGCUGGUCUGCCUUGCCAGCUCAGUGUUCUGGGUUGACGAGGCCCGCAAGUACCUACAUGCACUCCGCCGCAGGCGCGGUCUGGGUGCUGGGUACAGUGUCAAUGUAUAAUGUGUUUCAUUGGAGGUCUUUGAUGGACACAUCCUAGAUGAUGUCCUGGUGGAUGACUUGUAAUUUGAAUGGAUUGAUAAUCCUUAUACAUAAUAGAGUUUUUUCUGUGUGCAUUAAGCAUUUUUGGCUGGGUACCUGCAUUGUUGAUUUGAUACGUACAUGAAUGAAUACAGAUG